UUCAUAAUCCGAACUUCGAUAGGAACUGAAAUUGUGCCAAAGAUACAAUAGAUGGCCUAAGAUGUAUUGAUAAUCAAAUCUUGACAUGAAAUAGGUUUCUUUCCUCUCCUUGUUUAGUGCAUAUUCUACUGCAUGUGGAUCUUAGUUGGCGAUGCAGAGAAAUCUGGAAUAUUUUUGGAAGUGCAACUUCUAGUCUCAAUCAUAAUCUCUGCUCAGGUACUUUACCCCAAAUGUAUGCUUAAUUGUCUUCAGACGAUAUGCUCAAAAUCCGUCCAAACCUAACUUUUCUAAUCCGUGGUAUUUUUAUCAAACUUUUUUUUCCAUCGGUGAAGAUUUGACCUAUAUGGAUCGAAGACUUUGCCAAAAGAAGAAACUGGCAUUUUCCACGAAACAAGAAAAUAUACUAUAAUACAGUUGAUGUUUUUGAUGUUCUUGGCCCUCGCUACGCUUGGACUAAAAUGGGUCGGCCAUAAAACAUGUUUAUGCCCAAGAACAUCAACAAUAUUAUUAUAUUCUAGCUUUGAUUCGUUAGAUACCUAAAUCGUGUUUUUUUGUUGUGCUAGAUUUUGGUUGUGUUUGCUGCCUUUGGUUUUGAACGAGCACUUGUCAUUGAUCCUCUCUUACAAAAGUAG
This is a messenger RNA of Paramuricea clavata, 632 nucleotides long. The record is from the annotation of a GenBank genome assembly. NCBI's taxonomy places the organism in Eukaryota, Metazoa, Cnidaria, Anthozoa, Malacalcyonacea, Plexauridae.